This is a messenger RNA of Tetranychus urticae (two-spotted spider mite), 1009 nucleotides long. RefSeq names its product RNA polymerase III subunit RpII33 (gene Polr2C). Gene Ontology annotation, cellular component: RNA polymerase II, core complex. The record is from RefSeq and is a predicted model, not a curated record. Gene Ontology annotation, biological process: transcription by RNA polymerase II. Gene Ontology annotation, molecular function: DNA binding; protein dimerization activity. Lineage: Eukaryota; Metazoa; Arthropoda; Arachnida; Trombidiformes; Tetranychidae.
UGCUUGGUAUCGAAACCGAAUUGCGCUUCUCAUUUUUUUAUUAUUUGUUGAGGUUUUUUUCAUUCUCAUAUUAACGUAAUUUAUAGUUUUAUUUUUUAAAUUGAAAAUGCCAUAUGCUAAUCAACCACAAAUCAGUAUUACUGAUUCUUCCAAGGAAAAUAUUAAAUUCUCUAUUGAAGAAACAAGUUUAAGUGUCGCCAAUGCUUUACGCCGGACAUUUAUUAGUGAGGUACCAACUUUGGCCAUUGAUUGGGUUCAAUUGGAGGCAAAUUCUACCGUUUUGUUUGAUGAAUUUAUUGCUUCUCGUUUGGGACUUAUUCCUCUAACCAGUGAUGAGGUUGUCGAUAAAAUGGCUUAUUCGAGAGACUGUGUCUGUAGUGACUUCUGUCAGGAUUGUGCUGUCGAAUUCACAUUGCAUGUUAAAUGCAAUGAGGAUGCCACUAAAAAUGUAACUUCAUCCGACUUGAAAAGUAAAAAUCAAUUUGUUGUACCUGCUACCAAAAAAGCUGAUGAAGAGGAUUAUGGUGAUGAGAAUGAAGAAAUAUUAAUCGUCAAGCUCAGGAAAGGACAAGAAUUGAGAAUACGUGCUUAUGCUAAGAAAGGCUUUGGCAAGGAACAUGCUAAAUGGAAUCCUACUUCUAGUGUAUCCUUUGAAUAUGAUCCAGAUAAUUCGUUUAGGCACACAACUUUUCCAAUUCCCGAAGAAUGGCCUAAAAGUGAAUUUUCUGAAUUGGAUGAUACUAAAUACGAAGCUGAUUAUAUCAGAGACAAGCAACCAUCAAAAUUCUACUUCAACCUCGAAUCUUCCGGAGCUUUGAAGCCGGUCAAUAUUGUGCUAAGUGGAUUGAACGUUUUGAAAAAGAAGCUCACAGAUUUGCAAACCCAAUUGAAUCACGAAAUUGAACACGAUGCUCUAACAAUCAUGUAACAUAUAUCCUGCGUUUAAUCACACCAUACUUCAUGUAAAAAUUUAAAUUUUAUCGAGACAUUAAAUUUUUCAUUUAAUGUA